Messenger RNA from Cyphellophora attinorum, 2727 nucleotides. RefSeq lists its product as uncharacterized. NCBI's taxonomy places the organism in Eukaryota, Fungi, Ascomycota, Eurotiomycetes, Chaetothyriales, Cyphellophoraceae. Gene Ontology annotation, biological process: trehalose biosynthetic process. The coding region runs from base 1 to 2727 and encodes 908 amino acids. Gene Ontology annotation, molecular function: catalytic activity. The transcript is spliced from 2 exons. The record is from RefSeq and is a predicted model, not a curated record. Gene Ontology annotation, cellular component: cytosol; alpha,alpha-trehalose-phosphate synthase complex (UDP-forming).
AUGACGCUGUUCAUUGUGUCGCUAUUCUUACCCUACACCGUCAAUUUCAGCUCCAAGUAUGCCAGCGCGGCAGCUUCACAGCAGACCACACCACCAGAGUCGGACGUCACCACACCAGCCGUUGGCAGACAUGAUCCAGAAGACAACCCAUUCAGCAUCUGGCAGGCAGCUCGAAGCAUGCCCAAGACUCCCGGUGCCACAACCAGUCUCGAGAAUAUCUUCCAGCCACACGUCGAUCGGUCAUUGAGCUCAAACUUGUCCUUCAAGCUGAGAAAGCUAUCGUUAUCGGCCAAUACCUCUGCGUCGAACCUCUCUACCAAGUCAAUGCUGCGAGACCCUCAUCUGAUGCCUCUGCACUCACCUGCAGACGUUAAUGCAUUGUACCGGAAUCAACCCAUGUCUAAAGCUCUAGCAGCUCCGCCUCACGACGUACGACAUUACAACACCCAGGCAGCCAAUGUCUUCAAUACAGAAUUAGCUAGAGCUCCGAGGCAGAUCCAGUCCAGAGUUUCCAGCAACGAGAAGUACACUGAAGAUAAUUACACUAUCGAGCAUGCUGGUCAAGGCAACGGUGGACUCUAUCACGUCAUCGAUGCUGUCAGUGACGCCGGUAUUCUGGGCGACAAAAGCUGGAUCGGUCUACUUGGCAUGCCUACGGACUCUCUGGACGAUAAUCUCAAGUCAGUCAUUGCAGAGAAUUUGCAAGACGAGCAUCAUUGCCUGCCAGUCUAUGUCCCAGAUGGAGACUUCGAUGGACACUACGAGCACUUCUGCAAGACCAUUCUGUGGCCCAUAUUCCACUACCAGAUUCCUGAUCACCCGAAGAGCAAGGCAUAUCUCGAUCAUUCAUGGAUCUACUAUGUCAAGGUCAACCAAGCUUUUGCGAGUCGAAUCAUCAAGAACUACAAGAAGGGAGACACCAUCUGGAUUCACGACUAUCAUCUGAUGUUGCUGCCUCAGAUGCUGAGAGACAAGCUACCCGAUGCCAAGAUCGGCUUCUUUAUGCACACAGCCUUUCCUUCGUCAGAGGUGUUCCGUGUGUUGGCUACCCGAGUCGAGCUCUGCGAAGGCUUACUUGGCACCAACAUGAUUGGCUUCCAAAUCGACGAAUACGCUCAGCACUUCCUGCAGACAUGCAGCCGCAUUUUGAAUGUCGAGGCCAAUGCUGAUGGCGUCUUCCUCGAGGAUGGCCGUUUUGUUCACGUUGUCACAACACCCAUCGGCAUCAACCCAAAGAACCUGGACAAGAUGCGAGCUUUGCCUGAAGUCACUGACUGGACCACUCAGAUCGCCGAACGCUAUGCGGGAAAGCGGAUUAUAGUCUCUAGGGACAAGCUCGAAUCGAUUCACUUCGCCAAAGACACUGUCCUGAUCCAGAUUGCUACCUCGGGUUGUGAGGACAACGACAUCGCCGCCAAGGUCGCCGACGUCGUCACAAGAAUCAACGGCACGUGGUCCACUUUGGCCCAUCAACCAGUUGUCUACUUGCGACAAGACAUCGAUCACUCACAGUAUCUUGCUCUGCUGGGAGUCGCCGAAUGUUUGCUGGUGACUUGUCUGCGAGAAGGAAUGAAUCUGGCCGUUCACGAGUACAUUUAUUGUCAAGACGGCAGACUGACUAACAGAAAGUACAAUUCUGUCGUGCUCAGCGAGUUCACCGGAUCAGCUUCUUUGUUUGGCAAGAACGCUCUGCUGGUCAAUCCCUGGCAUCACCGAGCCUGUGCUGAUGCUAUCAAGCAGGCACUGACGAUGUGCGAUGCCGAUAAAAAGACGCGCUGGGACAACAUGUACGAUGUUGUCAUGAAACAAGACGGCACAAAAUGGUUCAAUGUCUCAAUGCAGCAGCUUGACCAUGCUUGGACUCAUCACUCCGAUCGUGAUGUCGCCAAGGUUCCUCGGCUCUCCGUUCCCGACCUCGUCUUGCGAUACGGCAACUCCAAGCGUCGUCUAAUCAUACUCGACUAUGAGGGCACUUUGGUCUCGUCUACCACGCAGAAGAUCAUGUUUCCACCCCCAAAGCGGCUCACCGACAUCCUCGACGAUCUCAUGGAAGACCCGAAGAAUACAGUCUAUGUCAUGAGCUCACGCAUGCCGGAAGAACUCGAGCAGCUGUUCAAGCUCGUGCCAGGCAUCGGGCUUAUCGCCGAGGACGGUGCUUUCAUCCGGGAAGCUGGCGCAGCUGACGAAUGGCUCGAGCUUGCCGAUCUUGACCAUGUGUCCAAGUGGAAGGAGGGCAUCAGAGACAUGCUCAAGUACUCAACCGACCGAGUUGAGGGCUCACUUAUCCAAGAACGCCAUUCAUCCCUUGUGUUUGACUAUACCGACGCGGACGACAUGGUCUCUGCAGUCAAGCACGCCGCCGAAUGUGCCAAUCACAUCAAUGAAGCCUGCGCCAACCAACAGGUCCAAGCUCUUCCGAUUGACAACGGCAUUAGUGUGUCUGGUAGCGACCUGAACAAGUCGACUGCUGCUGCCAUGAUCGAUGAGAAUUUGCGCAAGCAGUCAGUCGACGAGGGCGAGCCCGACCUGGAUUUCUUAUUGGUCAUCGGAGACUCUCGUGAAGAUGAGUAUGUGUUUGAGUGGGCUCAGGAACAGAAGAAUCAGGGAAUCGUCGAGAACGUGUUUACUGUGACGUUGGGGAGUCGAAAUACGUCAGCGGGUGCUACGUUGACCCAGGGCGUGACUGGUGUGGUGAGUGCGCUGAAGAAGCUGGCUGCCACUGCUUGA